AUGAGAAACUUUUUCAGGCGAAGGAGCACUUCAGGAAGCCUGGCACAACCAGCGGAAAUGCGCCGUCGCUUCAGCUUGCCGUCUCACCAGGAAAUUGAGGUUUUGCACUGGAUGAAUACACCUCAGAAUGAUCUGACUCCACGGUCUGAGGAUAUUCUGCCCACCACGUCUGCGAGGCCCGAAGUGACACCGCAAGUGACAUCUUCAGACGUGGAGUCGGUUGCUCUUUCGGAGACCGAGACAUUGGCGUAUUCGCGUCAGCAGCGAAUGGAGCUACAGGAGACAUUUGACGAUAAUUACGUGGCAUACUUGCCAUUUGUCAUUCGGCGUCUACGCCAGGAGAGCGAGCGGGAAACUGCAGAUUCUACGGGACUUAAUGCUAGAAGUGCCGAAGGUUCGGGGGAUUAUGGAGCUAGCGCCGAGGAUCCCUUCGAUUCAGACGAUGAGAAGACAGUGGCCUCCUUAGUUGAUGAGCUGAAUCUUAUUAUGCGCAGACAAACGGCCGAGUACAACCACAAGCGGCUGAUGAUAGUGGUGUCUGAAUUCAUUAAGAAUACGACUUACGUGUUCCCUGACGCUGAGAGCUUUAGAACAUUCAAGUAUUUGAGGUCCAACAACAAGAGACUACGGAAGAACUCACUUAUUGUAUACGAGGCAGAUGGCAAAAUCAAGCGUAUUCUGGGAAAAGCGUCCGUGCCCGAGCUUUCUGGAUCCUCACUUGCCGCCGACAACAUUGUGGAUAUGAGGCAGCAUGUGAUUCCUUUAGAGUAUAAACUUAAAGGCUCGGGGCUUCCAUUGUUCAAAAUCCUGGUGCCCUACAUGUCGUCUUUCCGUAAGAGGGUGCCAUAUAUGGUGUUCCGCAAGUAUAAGGAGGUACCUGCGCCGCCAAAUUCCAGAACGGAGUCUGAGGAAGAUGAAAAGUACGAGACAUACGACUUCUGCACCGUCCACUUGAAGGUGUUCCAACAGUAUAAGCGCUAUGUGCUCCACUUCACACCUGAGAACGCAGCUCCAUUCAAAAUCAUAGCUUUCCAGAAUAAUUACAGACCCUUCACGGACUUCAAUUACAAGGGUACUCGCUUCAGGGUCGUGGGAUCGUCACUUGUCACGGCCUACUUAAUGAAUUACAACCCGGAGCUAAAGUUGAUUGUCAUUGACCAAGAGCAGACGUCUCUUUGUGAUCACAUUGUAAACCGACCACUGCAUCUGCACCGCCGGGCAAGUACGGUCAAUCAGGGUCGACCAGUGGCCAUCGAAGAAGUUGCUCCAGAGGAUCUCGACGAUCCUGUUCCUGACGAAAAUAAUAGAGUAUUGAAGGAAGACGAAGGUGGGUUCUUCCAGGUAAUUAAAAGAAACUACAUUCCCAACAAAAUGCCUCCUUUUGGUCGAUUCUUGGAUUCGUGUGUGUACCCAAUUGAGCUGCUGAUUCUCCCCAGAAAGUUCUCUGAAGUCGGAAAGAUUGAGCUUUACCAGCCACUUUCGGAAAAUACCCAUCCAGAUUUGACAAGCACAUUGUCAGUGAACAUGGACCAGUUGGUUCUCUCUACGGUACUUCUCAUGUUGCGAGAAACGGCUUUAAGAACCACUAACCGGUAUUCCAACGGCUCAUUGGUAAGUCGAAUGAGCACCAUUGGUGCAGCACCAGGCGUAGGUCCAACAGCUGGGAUCGGUUACUCAUAUACCGCUACAUUGUAG
Messenger RNA from Sungouiella intermedia, 1695 nucleotides. The record is from the annotation of a GenBank genome assembly. Lineage: Eukaryota; Fungi; Ascomycota; Pichiomycetes; Serinales; Metschnikowiaceae.